Molecule: messenger RNA, 3294 nt
Organism: Musca domestica (house fly)
Lineage: Eukaryota; Metazoa; Arthropoda; Insecta; Diptera; Muscidae
Product: G protein-activated inward rectifier potassium channel 3-like
Exons: 7
Coding region: 1301-3220 (639 amino acids)
Biological process (GO): regulation of monoatomic ion transmembrane transport; potassium ion import across plasma membrane
Cellular component (GO): plasma membrane
Molecular function (GO): inward rectifier potassium channel activity
Source: RefSeq, a predicted model, not a curated record
AACAUCAGCCCCCAACCAAACAUCCAGUACCACCACCCUCUGAGCACAGUAAACAAACCCGAGAACAGCGAAACAGCUCCAAAUGCGUUGCGUCCAACCUGCCAGCCCAGCCAGCCAGCCGCAACAAUUCAUUGCUUCAGUCAUUGUAGCAGCCAGCCAGCCAGUCAGUCAUAACCGUAGUCUCAAACAGGAAGGCAACCGUACCGGCGGUUUUCAUUUUGGCAUAGCUCCAAAACGACAACGACGACAACGAAGACGACGAAUUUUUGUUUUAUUUUUUAAAACAAAAUAACUAAAAAAAAGAAGUAAAGAAAAAAUAUUAAAUCAAAACAAGCAUCCAAAAGUUUGUCCAUUUUGAAUAAAUAUUCGAGGCGUGUUUUUGUUUUUAUUUAAGUUGUUGUUUUAUUUGUUUUCAAAAAUAUAUUUGUUGUUGUUUCUACGAGAUUUUUCUCUCGUGUUUUGUGUCGAAAAAAUGGUGUUGGUGUUUUUUUGAUGUUGAAAAAAAUAAUCGACAAAAUUUAUUGAAGGUGGUUUAAUUUGUUUAUAAAUACAAAUGUGAUGCGACACGACGCGACAACAACAACAAACAAGAUCAACAACCAAAAAAUAAUAAAUAAUUAAGUUCAAAUACAAAAAAAAGCAAAAUAUAGAAGCAAGAAUUCAAUACAGUGACCCAAAAUUGGAAUUCUCGCCUUGCAACGUUGUUGCAAUUACUUGGCAAUAAUUGACAGCAACAACAACAAAAAAACGGUGUUGGCGUAGCGCGAUUUGUUUUACGGUAGCCACAGACAUAAUUGUCAUCGUCAAACGUCGUGUAAAUUUGUAAAACAAAAUCCAUAAAAUUAUUAACGUUUCAGUUUCAGUUGAAAACUGAAACUUGAAUUUCGUUGCAAUUACAAACAGCAACAACAACAAUAAUUCAAGCAGCAACAACAGCGACAAUACGAGGAUAAGUUAUUCUAAAAAAGUCACUUGGCGGUGGUGUAAUUUUUUAAUAUCUUGAAAGGAAAGUAACAAACAACAGCAACAACAAAAGAAACUCGAUGAUUGUUUUAAAAUCAAAUCAAUUGGAAAUUUUCAAUUUGAAUCCUGAUACGUGAUAAUUUAUACUACAUCCUCCCUCUUCCUAUCCACCCUGCCCUUUCAACAACUAUCUAUAACUGUAAACACAACAACCACAACUACAACUCCAUCUCCAGCUAUAACCACAAUAUUUCCAAUCCUGGCCUAGUCAAAGGAUAUCCCAAACCUCCCUAGUUUGCGAAUUUCAUUGAAUUCAUCACCAAACUGCUACCGGAAGAUGAUUGUCGACAAAUCGGAGAACAUUGGCGAGCAUGCUUGGACAAAGCUACUCGACGACAAGGAGACCAGUGGCAAAGAUGCUGUGAUUGUUAAAAUAUCCAAUAAAAACGAAAAUAGUCUGCGACACGAUAAACUCAAUAUCAAAAACCUAAAGGAAAACAGUUCGUUGACGGCAAAUUUUGUGGACCCACCUGCCAAAGACGCCCUGGCCAACGACAUAAUGGGCGAGGAGGGAAACAGCGGGGCCCCCCUGAUGGGCAAGGAUAUCAACGAGGGUACAAAGCUGAAUGCCAAUGCCGGCCUCGGAGGUGUUGGCGUUGGCAGUGGCGGUGUAAACAACGAUGAGAAAAACGUUCAAAUACAACGCAAAGAAUCUAUACUCGGUACAUUCCAUAGACAUUUAAGAAGAUCGAUAAAGGCUGUUAGUGAAUCACCGGGACCGAUUACAAGGUAUCGUCAGACACGUUUUAGUUCUCGACGCAUACGAAAACGCGUGAUAUUCAAACAUGGUGACUGCAAUGUGGUACAAGGUAAUGUUGCCAAACGGAGACGAAGAUAUUUGCAGGACAUCUUCACCACCCUUGUCGAUGCCCAAUGGCGAUGGACGCUGCUCGUCUUCGCCUGCAGCUUUCUCAUAUCGUGGGCCUUCUUCGGUCUCAUCUGGUGGACAAUAGCCUAUGCCCAUGGCGAUUUAGAGUGGAUCGAUAAUCGCGAUAAUCGGCCCGAACUAAUACAAAAUAUGACACACACUAUGUGUGUGACCGAGGUGCGUUCGUUCAUAUCAGCAUUUUUAUAUUCAAUCGAAACUCAACACACAAUCGGUUACGGCAACCGGUUCGUAACCGAAGAAUGUCCCGAGGCGAUAUUUACCAUUUGUCUCCAGUGUAUAACGGGUGUAUUUAUCCAAGCAUUUAUGGUGGGCAUUGUUUUUGCCAAGCUGUCGCGUCCAAAGAAGCGAGCCCAGACGCUGCUGUUCUCUCGCAACGCUGUGAUAUGUCAUCGUGAUGGUGUGCCAUGUUUAAUGUUUCGUGUGGGCGAUAUGCGCAAAUCGCACAUUAUCGAGGCCCAUGUAAGGGCGCAGCUCAUCAGGAAGAAGGUAACAAAAGAAGGAGAAGUCCUGCCAUUCUAUCAACAAGAGUUGAAAGUGGGAGCCGAUGGUGGCGAAGAUCGCCUGAUGUUCAUUUGGCCCACAACAAUUGUGCAUAAAAUCGAUAGGCAUAGUCCGUUGUAUAUGUUAUCGGCAUCCGAUAUGUUAAAAGAGCGGUUUGAGGUGGUUUGUAUGUUGGAGGGCGUUAUUGAGUCAACCGGCAUGACAACACAGGCCCGCAGCAGUUAUUUACCCUCGGAAAUUUUGUGGGGUCAUCGUUUUGUCAAUGUUGUAUCAUUCCGCAAAGAAACCGGUGAAUAUGAAGUCGAUUAUACGCUCUUCAACAACACCUAUGAUGUGGAUACGCCGUUGUGCUCGUCCAAAGAGUUGGAUGAUCUCAAGGAGGAGUAUAGUAAAAAUCACAAAGCCGGUUUGGAUCGCGCCUUAUCUGCCGGCCUCCUGAAACACAUUUCUUCCGUUGCCUCAGUGGAUCACAUGGAUCCGGCCAGUGAUGAGUCCCUGGAUUCCGGCCGCCUACACACACGCUCAAAUUCCAUACCCAAUGGUGCACUGGCCACCGAAUUGGAACCUUUAAAUAAUAAUACGCCCUCGUUUACGGUGGGCGGUUCAUCGAUUCUGCCAUCGAUAACCACAAACUUCCAAAGUAUUAAUGAAAAAAUCAAUUCCACAAAUGGUUCGAGCACCCACAACAACAAUAACAACAAUGGCUCCAACAUAAAUCACAGUAGCAGCAAUACCAGCCUGAAAGCGAAAUCAUCGCGUCGUCUUUCCAUAAAACAAGACCAGCUUCCCGUAGAUUCAUUAUGCUGAUAUUUAAGAACUUUUCUAAAUAAUGUAUAUUAGAUUUUAUUAUUAUUAUUAUUAAUUUUUAUCUAAGAAAAGAA